Messenger RNA from Protopterus annectens (West African lungfish), 1182 nucleotides. Its product is annotated as testis-specific serine/threonine-protein kinase 1-like. Gene Ontology annotation, biological process: protein phosphorylation; intracellular signal transduction; microtubule cytoskeleton organization. The record is from RefSeq and is a predicted model, not a curated record. Gene Ontology annotation, molecular function: tau-protein kinase activity; protein serine/threonine kinase activity; ATP binding. Gene Ontology annotation, cellular component: cytoplasm. The transcript has a single exon. NCBI's taxonomy places the organism in Eukaryota, Metazoa, Chordata, Ceratodontiformes, Protopteridae. The coding region runs from base 72 to 1133 and encodes 353 amino acids.
GUCAAAUUGACUCAAGUUUUCACAGCUGAAGCUAUAAACUGCUUAAGCAGAGAAGCAGCUCUCCUGUAGACAUGGACGAUGCUAAAUUCUUAAAACAACAUGGUUAUAUUAUGGGUUUAACUUUAGGAGAAGGAUCUUAUGCCACGGUGAAGUCUGCAUACUCCAAGCAACUCAAAGCAGAUAUAGCUGUGAAGAUAAUAGACAAGAAAAAAGUGAAUGAUGAUGAUAUUUGGGAGAAAUUCCUACCAAGGGAACUGGAGAUAUUAAAAUUAGUGAAUCACAAAAAUAUUGUAAAAACUUAUGAGAUGUUUGAGAACCACAGUGGAAAGAUUUACAUUAUCAUGGAGCUUGCAGUUCAUGGGGAUUUACAGAAAUAUAUACAGUCCAGAGGGACACUCCCAGAAGAUAUGUCCCAAAAGAUGUUUCUUCAGUUAACAAUGGCCAUAAAGUACUGUCAUGAAAUCAAUAUUGUACACAGAGACCUGAAGUGUGAAAAUCUUCUUUUGGACAGUAACUAUAAUAUCAAGCUGUCAGACUUUGGGUUUUCAAGAUACUGUGCUUGUGAUGAAAAAGGGUGUAUCAUACUAAGUCAAACAUUCUGUGGUACAGUUGCUUAUGCAGCACCAGAAAUGUUACAAAAUAAACCUUACCAACCAAAGAUCUCUGACAUCUGGAGCAUGGGUGUUGUUUUGUUUGAAAUGAUCUUUGGCUCUAUGCCAUUCGAUGGCUCUAAUAUCAAACAGAUAGUACGUGUUCAGAAAAAGCACAAAGUGAACUUUCCAAGAUCUAAAUGUGUAACAUCGGAGUGUAAAGACUUAAUUGUCUGCUUACUUCAUCCAGCUGCAAAGAAACGACCUACUAUUGAGACGAUUCUGGCUCAUCCCUGGAUGAGGCCUACAAAACCUGAAAGUGCAGAUGAUGGAAAGAAGCCAUGGAAAAUGCUCUCAAACAGCAGACAUGCACAAAGAGCAACUAAAAAACAAUUCAAACUCAAGCAACAGAAAAAACUAUUCAAAAUCAAGACACUAGCAAUGAAUAUAAAUUACACGAUAAAGCCAAAACUAACACCAGAUAAAAUCAGAACACAGCUGAAACAGAAUGCAAAAAAUAAAUCUAAACCUGAUGCAGAAUGAAGUAAAGGAGUAUAGAAGAGUUACUGUUUAAUACAAAAUGUUGUCAAAU